AUGCGCUUCCGGGCCACGAGCACGCUGACUAGCCUCGGAAAGCGUGUGGCAGAGAAAAGCCGGCCCCAACCGGCCGGGGCUAAUGGCGGCGGCGCUAGCAGUUGCGGGCGGGGGACGGACCAUUCCUUGAAGGAGGGGGCGGUGUCCGAUCGCGACACUCGGAAAGGACCAUUCCGAAGCAUACAGGAAGAACAACCUGAAAUCUUCCAAAAAGCCAAGGACACAGAAUCCACAGACGAUAUGAGCUUUGUCCCCAUCGUCGAAGUCCCUCAUUCCGUGAAGAAUAUACUGAAUAAAAUUGACACAGCUCAGUUGGAAAGAGCAAAGAAGGACAUUUCCAAGAAGCUUCAUCACAUUCAGAACAAAGUGCAUCGGGCAUAUGAACACUACAAAAAGGAUGAUGGGUUUGAUCCAGUCCUAGAAAAGGAGUACCUCCACACAGCUACAUGGGAAGAGAAGAGCCGGCGGUCUAAUUUAUUGGAUGAAAUCGCUGAUUCACUGGAUCAGAGUGCUUUCAAAGAAAAGGAAUUACAGACGGUGCUGGAAUCAUUAAAAGCUUGGAGUGACAUGAUGAAAACAAUUGAACUUCAAGAAAAAGUCAUUAUCAGCGAAGACUGGAUUGAAGAGGCAGAAAAGAAGCUCCUGAAACACUUUCAUGCCGUCCAAAAAAACAUUUUGCAUCUGAUCAAGAUGUGUUACCCAAUCUUACAAGAGAGAGAGAGGAUGAGACGAAAGUCAGCUGUCAGAGUUGGCAUAUUUAAAGCCUGGAGAGACAAAGUGGCAGCGAAGCCUGACUUAGCAGAGCCCUUGACAGCAGCGCAGAUGGUAGAAGAUGAAGUCCUUACUUACGCUCGUACUAACGAAGUUACCGAAAUGAUACUGGAACUUGCCGAUCUUUCAUUCUUCAACAAAGGAGAGGUUAAUGCUAUCAGAUAUAUUGCAGCCUUGGUGGCAAACCUGACAAAAGCCUUUGGACUUCUCACUAGGCAGUGCCGCAGCCUAAAAAUCAAGUUGGAAGUGGGAGCAGAAGACAGAAGGCAAGACCCUAAAGUUACAAGCCUGCAGAGGGAAUUGCGAAUGAUCAUAGAGAAGAAGGCAGCAUUGGAACUCCAAAUCCACAACGCUGAAGAAAGAUGCAAGGUACUCCUCACCACCAAUGAAGCUAUGCAAAGGGAGCUGCAGAGUGCACAUGAGAGAGCACAGAUGAAAAAACCCUUCAGCAGGUCUUCUUUAAGCAAGGUUCCUGAAGAGAAAGCAAAGCCGGAAGCGGAUGAUCAAAAAGAUGUGAGCAAGACAAAACCUGUAAAACAACUUCAACCAUCAGCUAUGCCUGGUAUGGAAACGGAAGAACCUUCAAGCUUGGAGACGAGGAAGCUGAAAUAUGAGUCAGAAGAUGAAUCCUCAGUCAGUUCUCUGAGUCUUCCUGAAGAAGGAGGAGAACAACCCAUGGCCCCCAAACACCGCAAGCUAUCAAAGCAGCGCCUGGAACAAUUGAGAAAAGUCCAAGCAGCAUCGCAGGAUCAACAAAAGCAGCAAAGGAAGAGAGAAGGCUCAUCCAAGUAUCCCCAUCCCAAGGAGGAAAAGCUGUUUCACCUACCUGAAGUGGUUCUGUGGGUCCAGGAUGAGAAAAGUCAAGGAAAAGAGCUUCAACAGACUGAGACGCAGAGUUCACUGGAGUCAGAAUCAGAACAGGGGCAUUGUCUCCUGCGCCUACAAGAGCGGCUGGAGUGGGAAAAAGAGAGGCUGCAGGAGGAACAAUUGCGGCUGCAGGAGGAACGCCUGAGGCUGGACGAGGAAGUGCAAAGCCUGGAGCACUGGCAGCACUUAUUUGAGAUGCAGCAGGAACAGUGGGAACAGCAGCAGCACCAGCAGCAGGAGCAAGAGUGGCACUGGAAUGCCCAGCUUGAGCACUGGCAGCAGCUGAAGCAGGACCACGAAGCGCAGCAGCAAUACUGGUGGCUGCAGGAGAAGCAACACCAGGAGCGGCUGCACCAAAUGCAGGAGGAGCUGCAGAAAAUGCAACAGCAGUACGAGGAGCAACUCUUGCUACAGAAGGAGCAGACAGAAGAAAAGGGGCGCUGGGAGCAGUUGCAUGCCUGGCGCAAGGAGCAGCUGCAGGCCUGGCAGGAGGAGGAGGAGGAGCAGGAGAAGCAGCGAAGCCAGUGGGAACAGCAGCUGGCAGACCAUGAGAAGCAGCUCAGGGCCUGGCAGCAAGAAAAGGCAGUGCAGGAGGUGCAGUACAAGAACUGGCAGGAGGAGCAGCAGCAGCAGCUGCAAGAACAGGAGCGCCUCUGGAAGCAACGUUGUCAACAACUGCAGCAGCGUUGGCGGCAGCAGGUGCAACGGCAUCAGAUCCAGCAGAGCAAGCGACAGACCCAGCAGCAGAAGGUGCAGGAGAGGCAGAGGCAGAUACAGAAUGAAGAGAAGAUCCUGGCUCCCAAGCUCAAAAUGCUGAGGACCAGAGAUGAUGGUUUUCCUGCCCCUAGCAUCACUGAGAAGCGUUACUCACUAAAUGUGGAAGCUCAGAGGAAAAACCUGGAGCUGCUGGAAGAAGCUAACCAGAAGACUGGACUUGCCUCAGACGUGUAUAUCAAAGCCAAAGACAUAAUUACUCAAGUGUUACACAGCAAUGUGGAAAGGCUUGCCUUGCUCUUCCAGAAAUACAUCGCUUUCCGUCGCCUCCAGGCAAUCAGGCAAAUCUUAACUGCACAGUUAGAUGCUGCCAAAGAUGACAAGGAUGGUGCUAAAGUGCAAAAAUUGUACAGAUUUGUGGAGAGGUUGGAUGCUUACCAGGUAAAGGUUCUGGAGAACUGGAGAACUGGCCAGAGGGCUGUGGAGAAGAAGCGUCAGCACAACAUUGAAAAUAUGAUUGAUCUGUUUGCUCAGCUUCGCCUGAGCUACCAACUCCAGCUCAGCACCCCCUGCCCUCUGAUGACCAAAGCAGCAGGAAUCCCAAAGGAGACCCACCCCAUGCCUCACAUUGGACCUGUUUACAUGAGACCCAAAGUAUACCGAAGCCCCCUGUUUGCUGUGAAGAAACCUAUUGCAUUCUCAGCUAUCAUCAGGUACAGGUACCGGAAAUAG
This is a messenger RNA of Euleptes europaea (tarantolino), 3084 nucleotides long. RefSeq names its product family with sequence similarity 186 member A (gene FAM186A). The transcript has 9 exons. The record is from RefSeq and is a predicted model, not a curated record. NCBI's taxonomy places the organism in Eukaryota, Metazoa, Chordata, Lepidosauria, Squamata, Sphaerodactylidae. Bases 1 to 3084 code for a protein of 1027 amino acids.